AUUACUUCUUCAAAUAAGUACUUAUAAGUGUAAAACGAAGCUCCGGUCCUCAACUGGAUUCUGGAGUCCCAAAUCCCCCGAUCCUAUUUCUCCCUCAGCCUCACCUCACUGCCUUAGCCUCACGACCCCCUCACCCACUCACGCACAGCGCACGACCUCACUGGCGACUACGCCGAGUAGGAGGGGGGAUGUUAGGUUCUCCGUCCGACCGUCCCCUCACAGGCGACUAUGCCGCGAGAAUCCUGCUUUCACCUUACUCCAUCGAUCCAUUUUUUUGCAUCUUCAGAUCUCAGAAAAGGAUCAUUUUUGGAAGUGGUUCAUAAAGAUGGGCCGUGCUUUCAAGCGCCAAAGGAAAAAUUAAAUACUUCCACUCAUAUUCUUGUCCAGAGAAUUGCUCAAGACCAAUAUCGAGUAGAUUCACUUCAUUCAAAGUAUAAGCUAAUGUCCACAAAUCAUCGAUCAACAGUCACGCUUCCAGCCACACUUGGGCUAUCAAUGGGUUCAUUACUAUAUGUUGUGAAGGUGGGUCUAGGAACACCAGCCACAUAUCUCUCCCUUGAACUUGAUACUGGUAGUGACCUCACAUGGACUCAAUGUGAGCCCUGCACGCUACAUUGCUACAAUCAAACAGACCCAAUCUUCAAUCCCUCAAAAUCCACAUCUUAUUCCAACAUUCCUUGCAAAUCACCGUUGUGUGCUCAACUCGAUGCUCAUGGCUGCUUUAAAAAUUCCUCGUGCCUCUAUAGCAUUGAGUAUGGAGAUAAUUCAUACUCAUUUGGAUUCUUUGCAAAAGAAAAAUUAACCUUGACGCAAUUUGAUGUAAUUGAAAAUUUCCAAUUUGGUUGUGGCCAAAAUAAUUCGCUACUCCCCGAUGUAAUGACGUCCGGAAUCCUUGGACUCUCCCAAAGCAAUGCAUCUAUUGUGUCACAAACUGCUAAAAAAUACAAUGAGGUUUUUUCUUACUGCCUUCCAUCUUCACCUUGCUCUCUUGGCCACCUCACUUUUGGAAAUAUAAACGAUGUUCGUCAUCCCAUGAGUUUCACGCCCUUGCUAAAGAAUCCACAUGUGGACUUUCCUUUUUAUUUCAUUGAACUAAGAGCAAUUAGUGUUUAUGGACAAAAAUUACCUAUAAAUAUAUCAGUAUUUUUAAAGGUAGGCACUAUUAUAGACUCUGGCACUACCAUCACUCGCCUACCUCCAUUGGCCUAUGUAGCCCUUCAAGCUGCUUUUCAAAAACAAAUGUCCAAGUAUCGGACGGCUCAAAACGUGGAAAUUCUAGAUACAUGCUACAAUUUUAGCAAAUACAAUUAUGUAACCAUACCCAAGAUUAGUCUCUUCUUCAAGGGAGAUGUAGAACUGAACAUUGAUGCAUCUGGAAUCAUUGCUAUGCUAGACAAGAAGCAAGCAUGCCUAGCUUUUGCUGGGAAUGCAGAUGAAACAUAUAUUUCCAUCAUUGGAAAUUUUCAACAGAAAACACAUACUGUACUCUAUGAUGUUGUUGGGGAGAAACUUGGCUUUGGUGCCUGUGGUUGCUAGUAAGCUGGCUGAGCUUUAUGUGCGUUGUGCAUUUAUAUAAAUGAACUAUUAUUAUCAAAUUGUCCUCUACCUUGUAUUUUCUCAUAGAUGCACAACUCUCAAAAUACUAUGUUACAAAUUGAAUUAAUGAUCUCCUGCAUGUUGCAA
Messenger RNA from Malania oleifera, 1683 nucleotides. Its product is annotated as aspartyl protease family protein At5g10770-like. NCBI's taxonomy places the organism in Eukaryota, Viridiplantae, Streptophyta, Magnoliopsida, Santalales, Ximeniaceae. Gene Ontology annotation, biological process: proteolysis. The coding region runs from base 229 to 1536 and encodes 435 amino acids. The transcript is spliced from 2 exons. Gene Ontology annotation, molecular function: aspartic-type endopeptidase activity. The record is from RefSeq and is a predicted model, not a curated record.